This is a messenger RNA of Coccomyxa subellipsoidea C-169, 759 nucleotides long. RefSeq lists its product as hypothetical. The transcript is spliced from 5 exons. The record is from RefSeq and is a predicted model, not a curated record. Bases 1 to 759 code for a protein of 252 amino acids. Lineage: Eukaryota; Viridiplantae; Chlorophyta; Trebouxiophyceae; Coccomyxaceae.
AUGCAAUCCCCACAGCAAUUUGAGGAUAUAGCUGAUGCAAUCUAUGGCGACGGCGUCACCAGUGGUUUGGGCAGCCUUCAAACUGCGAGUGGGCUUGGAUUGGGGGAUUUGGCGGCCGGGGGCCUGUGGGCUGUGGCGCUGUAUUUCUGCAGCCCUCUGCAGCUGCUGCUGCUGUUCCUGGGCCGCAUAGAGACCGAGCGCCCCUCUGACUGGGUCCUCCGCCAGCUUGGCCGGCUGACAGGCCAGAGGGUGGAGGACCCAGCAUACAGCGCACCGCUGCUCAUCCGAGUGCCCACAGUGCUGCUCUUUGCAGCGAGCGGCGCAGCAGUGGCGUGGGCCUUUCAGGCGGGGCUGGGGGAUGGCACUUGGAGCAUCUCCACUGGAAUUGGCGCCUGCAUGGCGGCUGCUGUGUAUGAAGUCGGGCGGCCGGAUCGGCUCAAUCCGGAAGAGGCAGUGGAGCUUGAGAGUCAGUGGCAGGAAUUUGCGCGAUUUGCGGAUGCAAGGCUACAGCGCAGCGGCCGCUGCCACGAAAGCGAAAUCAGGGCAGCGCUCAAAGUGGAGGUCAGAAGGUUUCGCAGCCCCGACAGCCUCAGCAGUUCUGCUCUGCGUGACAUGAUCAGGAAUUGGCAUCCAAAUGCAGAGAGGACGGCGUCUGGGUACUAUAAGAACCUGGCAUUGCGGCAGAGGGUUGACCCUUUCACAGGGGAAAUGACAGGAAGCGCUGCAGCAGUUGGAACGUCCAAGAGUGAAAUUGCAUGA